AUGUCACGUGUUUGCCGGAGCUUGAAAAGUAGUCUCAGUGGAGUACUCGUCGACGGUCGUUCUCAUCAAGGCUCAGCCGCUGUCGUCGUCGUCGUAGACGUAGAAGUAGUUGUAGUUAUCUUUGUCGUCAUCACAAUCAUCAUCAUCAUUGUCGUCGUCGUCGCCGUCAUCGUCGCUAGCAGUAAUCGCCGACGCGAGCAUAUUGCAGGCUAG
Messenger RNA from Angiostrongylus costaricensis, 213 nucleotides. NCBI's taxonomy places the organism in Eukaryota, Metazoa, Nematoda, Chromadorea, Rhabditida, Metastrongylidae. The record is from the annotation of a GenBank genome assembly.